AUGUCUCAUUCCACCUCCAACCCCGCGCUCCCAUACACACCAAUGAGUGAAGACGACUGGGAUACAAUUUACAUAUCGAUCAUAUUCGCAGUCCUGUUUCUUUCAUUUAUUUGGAUGAGCGUGUACCUCCUGUGCGGCCGAUCAAAGCCGCGCAAUCAGAAAAACAAAAAGACCCCAGAGCCAACAACAUUGAAGCGAAAGACUUCAGAGCCAGGAACUCCAAGCACCAUGGAGUCGGACUAUCCGCCUGGCAUCCAGAUUGACAAAGUUAUUAACGGCUGGAAUAAACGGGAUAGUGCCAAAUAA
Molecule: messenger RNA, 306 nt
Organism: Parastagonospora nodorum SN15
Lineage: Eukaryota; Fungi; Ascomycota; Dothideomycetes; Pleosporales; Phaeosphaeriaceae
Exons: 1
Coding region: 1-306 (101 amino acids)
Source: RefSeq, a predicted model, not a curated record